AUGGUAAGUGCAAAUGAUUCUUGUGUGAAUGUUUCAGAAAUUGAGAUUUUUCGUUUAUCUGUUCAGAAUAACGAAACUAAAUGUGAUAGUGUCCUCAUCAGAUACUACAAGACUCAAAAAUCAGGUAAUUUGACUAAGAACUUUAAUAUCUCUGAAUGUAAUACAUUUACUAUAUCAGUUCAUCCUCGACUGUAUGAUCAAUUUUCAGCAACUAAGGACAAUCGAAAUAUAGGAUCAUCUCAAUCAAAUAGAAGCAUAUCACAUGUUAAACCAGCAUUGAAAUCGUCAGUCGAAGUGAAUAGCAAUGCAUGGACCGUGAAAGAAGAUAAAUUAAAUAUCAAUAAUCAAAGUCAAUCUGUAUCAGACAACAGAAAAGAAUAUGUCAGAACACGCAUUGGUGCUUAUUCGUUAACAACAUGUAAAGCUUGUCUUACAGGAUGCCUAAUUGGUUCUCUACUAGGCAGCAUUGCUCUCGCGCAACGACAACCACAACGACAACAGCAACAACAACAACGGCAACGACAACAACAACAACAACAACGACAACAACAAGGACGACGACGACAACAACAGUCACAACAAUCUAUUCACUCUACCACGACCACUGCGCGUCCAAUCGUGGCCAUAACACAAGCAGGUGAUUCAAUUAUUGGCAUAUGUAAUACAAUAGCUGGCGGAUCUACUGGUACAUCUGGCAGCAGCUAUCCAUUCUAUGAAAGCCCAUCUGAUGCCAUUGAUGGUUCAACAAGCACAAAAUAUCUCAAUUAUGGAAGUUUAUCUUCCAGUUGCUCUAGUUCAAGCCCUGCUGGAAUUGAUACUGGAUUUUAUAUUACACCUGCUAUAAGUAAUACAACUAUUGCUCUUGGUCUUCUUUUUGCGACUGCAAAUGAUAGUCCCGAUCGUGAUCCAAUAACAGUAACUCUUGAAGGCACAAAUGCAACAAGUAGUGUAGGUCUCAAUUCUGGAGCAAGUUGGACAUUGAUAUACAAUGGUUCAACAGGUAUUGAUCCAUCAAUUGAUCCUGGUCGUAAUACAUACCUUUCUCAACAAAAUUUCUCAAAUACAAUUGCCUUUAGUAGCUAUCGACUUCUUGUCACUUCAAAACGUGGUAGUGGUAAUGCAGUUCAAUAUAGCGAAGCUCAAAUAAUGGGAUAUAUUUAA
Messenger RNA from Rotaria sordida, 1161 nucleotides. The record is from the annotation of a GenBank genome assembly. Lineage: Eukaryota; Metazoa; Rotifera; Eurotatoria; Philodinida; Philodinidae.